Molecule: messenger RNA, 1940 nt
Organism: Pelobates fuscus (common spadefoot toad)
Lineage: Eukaryota; Metazoa; Chordata; Amphibia; Anura; Pelobatidae
Gene: ASPSCR1
Product: ASPSCR1 tether for SLC2A4, UBX domain containing
Exons: 16
Coding region: 16-1767 (583 amino acids)
Biological process (GO): intracellular protein transport; glucose homeostasis
Cellular component (GO): cytoplasm; nucleus; vesicle membrane
Molecular function (GO): protein binding
Source: RefSeq, a predicted model, not a curated record
GUGACGUCAUGUAAGAUGGCAGCCGGCGGGCCCGGGGUAUCAGUGUUGGCCCCCAACGGGAGGCGACAGACAGUGAGAGUGACAGCGGGGACCCCCCUGAUACAGAUUCUGGAAGAAGUUUGCAAGAAGCAGAAUUUUAAUCCCAGAGAUUAUGAUCUGAAGUUUCAAAGGACGGUUCUGGACCUAUCCAUGCAAUGGAGGUUCGCCAACCUUCCUAACAAUGCCAAGCUUGAGAUGGUGAGCUGCACUCAGCAGCGGACAGUAGCUGAGAGCACGAAAGUGCGGAUAGCUUUCCAAUUAGAGGAGGGAGUGCGAUUACAGCACGAGUUUCUCAGCAGCCAAACUUUUUGGGAUGUCAUCUCUCAGUUUCCCGAGUCCAGGCCAUAUCUGGAUCUUGUGACAACAGGACACUUUCCUGUCUGUAUUUAUAUGAGAGAUGAGGUGGUCGGAGAACAAGCCUUAAGACAAACUACCCUUCAGUCCUUGGGAAUUACUGGUGGCAGUGUCAUUAUCAGGUUUCUAAUGAGGAAAAAUGAAAAGCCUGUGAACACAGUAGACGUCGAUGUACAAAAGGAUGUGGCACAUGAGAAGUCCACUCUUCCAAAGGUCAUUGAGGGUCCUACGACGACUCAGAAGGAGAUGGUUAAACUUGCAGUGAAUGAGGAGGAUAAAUGCCCCUCUGACAAAUUAAAAAAUGCUAUAUCUAUAGCGGAGACUGUAGCCACUGUAAAAAGCACUGAGGCCUCCUUUGAAGAGGUUUCCAGAUCUUCCCUUGACAGUAAGGAACAGCAGAAUGUGGAGUCCGGUAAUACGAGGGACAGGCAAUAUCCCUCCUGUUCUCACUCAACCCAAUCCCAACCUCAGACUCAGGCUGCCCCCUUCAUCCCAUUCCAGGGUGGUGGUCAGCGCCUUGGAGGUGCCACCCCAUCCUCAUUGCCUUCUGAGCCAGAUAUGCCACAUGCCACAGGCCAAGAACCUUUCCGCAGCCCAGGACCCUCCAAGCCAAAGAAAUCCAAGACUGAUGUGCGGAAUGGAGAUGAUCAGCACAUUGACAGGGAACCCAUUGUGUGCCAUUUGGAUUUGGAGGAAAACGUUAAUCUUACAUUUCAGGAGCCAACAGAUGACUUUUUUGAGGUCACGGUAGAUGAUGUCAGAAGAAGAUUUUCUGAACUAAGAAGUGAAAGGCACAAACUGGAGGAAUCUCCUUUACUGACCAAAGCUCUGAGAGAGUCACAAAUGAAAGAAAAGCUGGAGAGAUACCCGAAGGUUGUGUUGCGAGUUCUUUUCCCAGAUCGCUAUAUCCUGCAGGGGUUUUUUCACAUUACUGAGACUGUUGGCCAAGUGAAGGAAUUUGUCCGUAGUCACUUGGAGGAGUCGCAGCUGCCAUUUUACCUAUUUAUUACCCCGCCACGGACUGAGCUGAAAGAGGAGUCUCAGACCCUAUUCCAGGCUGACCUUUUUCCUGCUGCUGUUGUUCACUUUGGAUCACAGAUACAAAGGGAUCAUUACCUGUGCCAGGAACUGUGUCAAGCCCCGUUGCCUCCCUCACAAGCUGAUCUUAUAGUAGUCAGAGAGAUGCCACGUACAUCGGAAGCUCCUGCAGCUCCGGUUUUGGAGAAUUUCACUGCCUCAACAGCUGAGGAAGUCCAAAAAGCACCUGCAGACUCUGCCGUAAAAGAGGACUAUGAAGCGCCCAAUUCUCAGCCACAGGUUCCAAGAGAUCAUGGAGUAGUUCCCAAAUGGCUGAAAUUACCAGGAAAAAAGUGAGGGACAUUUGAACUCCCAAGGAUUGUUUCACCCCUUGCAUUAGGACGUCUGGGUGCCAUGCUUUUCUGCUGACGUUUCUUUGGUUGAUUGGACUUUAUUAUAUUAUGGAUUGCAGAUGUGUGUUCCGGGGUUCUUGUUUUACUUCUCACUACAGCUGUGCUGAAGUCUGAGUC